UAGUAUCAUCAAUUGAGCUGCUAUGAAGUUAGAUUCGGGAUAUCUCUAUGUACGAAUGCACUAGCUAAAUUUGUAGGAAAAUGUAAACUGAGUGGGAUUUGCCCGCAAACUAAAAUUAUCUGUCAGAUGGAAAGAUGAUCAUUGGAUUCAGGUUGAAUAAGAUACCCGUGAACAAUGUGGUUGCUAUGACAACAUCUAUAUGGUCCACUGAUGAUCUAUUAAAAUCUCCUCUUUUUUUCAUCGGGUUGUUUCAUGUUUAUAUCAAUUGCGAUAAAUAAUAUCACCGAAUGCAUGUUUAUUACAACUUAGAGCAAAACUCAACUGCGUCGACUGGGCAUUGCUUUAUUUCCCAUUUCCUAUGUUGUGAGUUUCGUUCUACACUCGCGGUUGAAAUGGUUGGCAGACUGACGCACAGUUCGUGAUUUAGUAGGAGCUUGAGAUGCCAACAUUUGUUAGGGAUCCUUGUGGUAUUGUAUGUAUUUUCAUGACAUAUGUGGCUGUUCUUUACGCGGACUAUGUAGUAGUGAGGUGGAUAAUUUUACAAACGAUGCAAGACAGCUUAUGGGGACCAUUUCAUGUAGUACUCUUUAACACAAUUGUAUUUCUGUUGGCAAUGGCACAUAUGAAAGCUGUUUGUUCAGAUCCAGGAGUUGUACCAUUGCCUCAAAAUAGGGUAGAUUUCUCUGAUAUUCAUUCAGGCUCUCAAUCUGCACUUCAGCGUGAAGACUGGACUGUAUGCACACGUUGCGAAACAUACAGACCACCAAGGGCACAUCAUUGUCGGAUUUGUAAACGUUGCAUUCGUAGAAUGGACCAUCACUGCCCUUGGAUAAAUAAUUGUGUUGGUGAACAAAACCAAAAGUAUUUUAUUCAGUUCCUAGUAUAUGUGGGUGCUCUUGCUGCAUAUGCAAUCACAUUAGUUAUUGUAUCCUGGGUGGUAGAUUGUCCAGAAUGUGACAAUGAGAUUGCUGUAAAACAAAGCAGAAUACUUCAUUGUGUAAUCUUGGUGAUUGAGAGUGCUCUAUUCGGAAUGUUUGUUUCUGCUAUCUUGGUGGAUCAAUUUCAAGCCAUCUUCAAUGAUGAGACUGCCGUAGAACAGGUUCAGCAACAAGGCCCAUAUCGACCAAAUAAAUCUAAAUUGGCCCUUCUGACUGAGGUUUGUGGCCGUGGCCAUCCUCUCCUAUGGCUUUUGCCAUGUGCAGGUGUUCCUCGACAUUUGGACGAGCCUUUGCUGACUCAUGGUGUAUGAGUUGAAAAUGUGUGUAUGUGCGUGUGUGUAACCGAACUUUCCAAUAUAACUUAAAAAAAAUGUGAUGAUUAAACAUUCUUGAAGGUCUUUGGCAUGUAUUUGGAAUUUAUUAUGAAUUUAUAAGAAUUUGAAUGUCUGGUGAGUAUUUCUGUCAUUUAGUAAUAUUCUAGGAACCAGUUAUAUAUUCUUUUCACAAAUGGGAAUGAUGUUCAUUGAUUAAUUCUUUUAUAAGUAUUGUAGGAAAAUCUGUUUAAGAAUGUAUGUGAAUUUGCUUACAUGCCAUUUGUAUGCAUGUGAAUUGUUAUGCAUUUAUUCGUAUUGCUGAUUCUUUAUGUAAGUCUUCAAUUCAUUCUAGAUAAAAAUUCAAUUUGUUUUAUUGGACCUGUUGUUGUGUAUGUGGUAUGUUUUGUAUGCAGAUAUAUUUUAAUUAGAUUUAUAUUUGUAUGUUGAUGUGUAGCAGUUGGCUAGAACCUGCAAAUCAAAUGUCUCAUUUUGAGAAUUUUGGACUAUGGUCUCAAAUGGAUUUGAGAACUUGAAGAUCCCAAAUGCCUUCAUGAAUUUGAAAUAUGUUUAAUAGUGUAAUAUAUAGACUAUACCAAUUUUUCACUAUUCCAUGUGGCUUUGGGUCUUCGAAUAAUGAUCACAGACAAAUAGUAUGUUGGUUUCCAUGUGUGCAGUAACAGCCAUCUGGGAUCUCCUGGUUGUGAGGUAAAUUUUGGAGUUGUAGAUUAGUGGUUUUAGUCCCAACGUGAAAAUCGAUGUAUCAGGAUCAGCCACUUAUUGCUGAUCUAUAAAUUUGGUUAACUAUUAUCCAUUUUUUUAUCUUAUCGCACAAUUUUUUCCAGUGCCCAUUCUGUAUUAAUGAGAAUAUCAAUUGAUAAGGCUUUGUAUGUUUGUGUAACUUACUUUCCACAUUAAAGCAUUUUAUUUUACAAAGUGAGAAUGAACAUUGGAUUAAAACAAAUUAAUUAGGGGGGACAAUUUAUAUUUGCUUAAUUGCCAUAAGGUGCUUAUGUGUCUUUCCUAUUUUGGUAUAAUUUUUUUUGUUCCAACAAACAUGAAGAAAAUUCCAUCUUGCCAGACCAUCAGUUCUUAUCAUUGCUGGAACAUAUUUCAGUAUUCUUUCAUCCAAAUGUAUUCUACAUUUAUGUACCUGUUAUAAAGGUAUAUUGUGGGCAGAUUGGAAAAGUGUUUCUAGUAUUUUAAAUUAUGCUGUUCUUGUCACAUAUUUUCAUUUUAAUGCUGAUGUACCUUAUAAUACUCAAAGUUUUUAUAAGGAGAAAACAGAUUAACGUGUUCCACAAAAUAUAGAUCCCUGAAUGAGUUACUUGCCUGUUACUGUGUUUGGAGACUUGUAAAUACAAAUUGAUUUGCUAACUUUAGGAUUUACCACUAAGUAUGUAUAAAAUACAUUGUCUGCCAUUGUGAACUAAAUUGUAUUUGUUUGAUGACUGUUGCGUAACACAUCAGCACUAAUUGUAAAAAGAAAUCUACAGGUGCUGUGAGCUAUUCUUGGCUAGACCAAUUGUAUGGAUGAUACAAAACAGCAUUCAUGAAGGAGUACUCUUGAGUAAAGGUUGAAACAAGAGAAUGAACUGUUUGGGGUGUCAGGUGUUAUGUAUUAAUUAUUGUAUAUGUUGUGUAAUGCUUUGUACAUAAUUAUUAUUUAUUUUCAAGUCUUGUUAAAAAUUGUGAUUUGUACUGUGAUGAAAAUGGGAGAAAAAAGUUCUGUUCUGUAGAGUAUUUCAUUGUUUCAGUGCUCAUUUUAUAAUAUAUUUCAAAUGAUAGGAAGUGAUGAGAAAAAUUAUGGUUUGUACAGUAUUAUUCUUAGUUUUUUGAAUGCAGUAGUUCAUGAUGAAUAUUUACAAAAUUCUCAAAUGUAUGGUCAUUACACGAGAUAUUUUUU
Gryllus bimaculatus (two-spotted cricket) is the source of this 3155-nucleotide messenger RNA. Lineage: Eukaryota; Metazoa; Arthropoda; Insecta; Orthoptera; Gryllidae. The record is from the annotation of a GenBank genome assembly.